AUGCCUACAUUUAGGAGUCAGGAUAUUCCCGAUCUCCAAGACCAGGUCAUAAUUGUCACUGUAGGCAAUGUGGGUCUUGGUUAUGAAACUAUCCGUCAGCUCAGUGAACACAACCCAGCUAGGGUCUACCUCGCUUCUCGAUCCCAAACCAAGCCUGAACAAACCAUUGUAGAGCUAAAAAGCGUCAAAGCUGCCGCGGCUGACUUUGUGCGCCAGGAGUCUCGCUUGGGCAUUCUGAUCAAUAAUGCUGGUAUAAUGAUGACUCCAGAAGAUGUCGCUGAGGACGGAUACGAGAUCUACUUCGGAAUAAACGUCCUAGGUCCAGCGUUGUUCACGCAGCUGCUUCUGCCAACUCUACGAAAGACGGCAAAAGUGAACAGUCAGACGCGAAUGGUCAUGCUCUCUUCUGCUGCCCACGCCCGCGUGCCCAUUGACGUUUACAAGUUCGAUGAGCUUCGAACAAGUGCCUCCCAACCGACAGCCUUGGCUGCGAGGGAAACAGAAGUCAAGAUUAUCCCGGUUCACCCCGGUAUAGUAGCGACGAACCUUCACCAUGCCUCACCGGGGACUUUCCUGAGAACAUUCCUCUAUGCUGCUAUUUUCUUGGCUGCUACACCCAUAGAGAAAGGUGCUCUCUCUCAGAUCUUUGCAACUGUGAGCCCUACCGUGAAGCAUGGACAGUACUAUGGGCCCGUUGGUAAGGCAGAGUCAGGUUCUAAACUUAGUCAGAAUCAUGACCUUCAGGAAGAAUUGUUCCGAUGGAUUCAGGGCGAGCUCUCGGGACAUGUCGAGACAAUUUCUUGA
Molecule: messenger RNA, 804 nt
Organism: Penicillium daleae
Lineage: Eukaryota; Fungi; Ascomycota; Eurotiomycetes; Eurotiales; Aspergillaceae
Exons: 3
Coding region: 1-804 (267 amino acids)
Source: RefSeq, a predicted model, not a curated record